GUUUGUCAGUUAGACGCGCGUCGUGGCGUAAAGCGGUCACCAUGUUCGCGACAGUGGGUCUUAGUGUGGCGAUACUCGCCGUUUGGCUAUAUCUCGGCCUCUUGCAAACAGUUCUAGUUUCCUUAUUCCUUGGUGGUGUUUAUCUUUUAUUAUUCCAUUGGAAAUGGUGCUAUGUGUCUAUGAUUACCGCACCACGAGAUCUCAGGGCCCUCUGGUGCUACGUCAAGAUUUUAUGGACUGCGAAAAAGUUUUCCAGCAAAAACUGGACUCUGCCAGAUAUAUUUCAUUAUACAGUACUGAAGCAUCCUGAUAAGCCAUGCUUUUUAUUCCAAGAUGAAGUUUGGACUUUUAGAGAGGUGGAAGAUUUUAGUUUACGAGUCACGGCUGUUCUAAAAAAGUAUGGUGUAAAGAAGGGCGACAUCGUUGGUUUGCUGGUAAACAACUGUCCUCAAAUGCCCGCGCUGUGGCUCGGCAACGCCAGGCUAGGCGGUAUUACGCCACUGAUCAACACCAACCAACGAGGCAACGCGCUAAUACACUCGAUUAACGUUGCUAAAUGCGAUGUCCUUAUAUUUUCGAGUGAAUAUCAAUCAGCAAUCCAAGAUAUAUCUAGUCAGUUGGAUCCUGCAUUGAAAUUGUUUAAAUUUUCGCAUCGACGAUUGAACACUAAUAAUAAGGAAGUAAACGCGAGUGGUGAUGGAAUAGAAGAUUUGACUUCUUUAUUGGAGGUUACUCCUCCUGCACCCUGGACUCUAGCUGACGCUGACGGGUUCCUAGGGAAACUACUGUACAUCUACACUUCCGGCACAACUGGUCUUCCUAAAGCGGCAGUUAUUUCAAAUUCUAGAUAUGUGUUUAUGGUAUGUGGGCUCCAUAACUUAAGUCUCAAUAAAUCCGAUACAGUGUAUUGUCCGCUACCUCUGUACCACACAGCCGGUGGAGUGGUCAGUGUGGGGCAGGCUUUAGUAUUUGGAUGCACAGUUGUACUGAAGACGAAGUUUUCAGCCUCACAAUAUUUCCCAGACUGCGCUAAGUACAAAGCAACGGCCGCUCACUACAUCGGCGAGAUGUGUCGCUACGUGCUCGCUACGCCGCCGUCCCCCGCGGACAAGCAACACAACGUGAGAGUCAUAUUCGGCAAUGGAUUAAGGCCACAGAUCUGGACGGAAUUCGUUACGCGCUUUAACAUAAAGAAUGUCACCGAGUUCUACGGAGCAACAGAAGGAAAUGCUAAUAUUGCGAACACUGACGGCACUCCUGGAGCAGUUGGUUUCUUAUCGCGAUCCUUCCCGAAAAUUUAUCCCAUUGCUAUCAUCAAAGUGGACGAAGUGACCGGAGAGCCUAUUAGAGAUUCACGUGGACUGUGUCAGAUCGCUGAGGCGGGCGAGCCGGGAGUGUUCGUGGGCAAGAUCUCGCCCAACAAUCCCACGCGCGAAUACCUCGGCUACGUGGACAAGGCCGCGUCCGACAAAAAGGUGGUGCGGGAUGUGUUCUCGCCCGGGGACUCCGCUUUCAUCUCCGGGGAUAUUUUAGUAUCAGACGAGCUAGGUUAUCUGUACUUCCGAGACCGCACGGGCGACACGUUCCGGUGGCGCGGCGAGAAUGUCAGCACGAGUGAAGUAGAGGCCGCCAUUUCAGGAGUCGCAGACCAGAGAGACGCUGUUGUCUAUGGUGUUUUGGUGCCUAACACCGAGGGCCGCGCGGGGAUGUGCGGCAUCGUGGACGCGGACGGCUCGCUGGACCUCGGGCGGCUGGCGCGCGACCUGCAGAGGGACCUGCCGCCCUACGCGCGCCCCGUCUUCCUGCGCGUCAUGGGCAGCGUCGACAUGACCGGUACAUUUAAAAUGAAGAAAACCGACUUGCAAAAGGAAGGCUUCGAUCCGAGCCUAGUGAAGGGAGACAAACUGUAUUACUUGGACUUAAAACAAUCAAAGUAUUUGCCACUAGGUCCUGAGGAGUAUGAGAAGAUUUUAAAAGGAAUUAUUAGACUGUGAUUUAAAAUAUGCACUGAUUUUUUAAAAAUAUUGAUGUUACGCGGUGUAAAUGUUUACUGUAGUUUAGAAAAUAUCCAAAUUGUUGCUUAUUCUUAGCGUUUGUAUACCAAUGGGUUUAUUGUCAUAUGCGCAGUAAACGUAUAUACAUAGCAGUAGCUGCGGAAUAUUUUUGUGUUACAUGUAACUACUUAUUGACUGACAAUAAGCCAGUUGGUUAAUUUAUGUUGUUAAUAUUGAUCUGGCACAUUGCGUGUUUAAAAGACUCAAAUAAUAUUAGAUCUGAUUUAUAUGAAAUUACAAAUGUAAUUUUUUUUUGUUAUUAAUAAUAAAAUUUAUGAUUUUGUCGUAAACAAUAUUUAGGAAAAUAUGUUUUAUUUCAAUAUUAUUGUAUGUAACUGUUUAUAUAUUAAAUCUUUUUAUCUCUAUCACUUAUAAAACUAUAUGUAAAUCCUUUCAUAUAUUAUUAAACGCACAUUAAGAAAGAUUUGCUUUGGAAUCCCUUUAAUAUAUUUUCUAAAAGAGAAUUUGAUCUAUUUACUGCGUAUUUUUAUUAUAAUGGUUCUAAUAUAAAAAAACACUGUUUUGUACCUUAAUAUGAAUAAACUUCGAUUUCCUAUCAGUAUAUAUAAUAUAUCUUAUUUUCUGAUUUAUAUAACCAACUUUUUAAGUAUUAAACACACACAAAAUUAAAUAUCGAAUAAUUCUCGAAUGAACAAUUGUUAAGAAAAAAGACUAUUUUCGUAUUAAGUAAAUUAAAUAAAAAUAUAUAUAUUAACGUUGGUAAAUCAUCCAACAAACGUUUAAAAUUUGAUUCAUAAAAUCGAACGCGAUUGUAUUUUAAGAAGCGAUUAUAUUGUGACAAUAUUGUUUUUGCUAUUGUAUUUCUUACGCCUUCCAUUCUUGGCUACCCUGCUUCCAACUGGCGGACAUUCAAUGUUAUUUCUAUACAAAUUAACAUUUAAACAUUUCUAUAUAUACUUUAGGUUGAUAAUUAUGAUAUAUUUGUUAUGUAUUCUAGAUAAAACCUAUAUACUCGUAAAAUAAAUAAAUUGUGACACUUAGUGAUGAAAUUUGUGAAGAAACUUAAUUAAGUGAACUCAAUUCAAUAUUGUGUAUCGACGUGUGUAAUGAUUAAAACAUUUGAUUUACGAACUUUGUACUUAAGCUAGAUAAACGGGUUAAAAGGGAACGGUAUCGGCUCUUGAAUAUAUUUGAAUAUUAUGUAUUUUGUAUAUUUGCUCUAUUGAUGAUAUUUGAGUAAACAAAUGUUGAUGUAAAUAAAAUUAUAUGUUUGGUAUAAGUUGAUCAGUUUUUGUUACAAUGUUCAUGUUUUAAUUCUUGAUUAAUUGUUGUUUUUUUUAAAUGUUAUUAUUGAAUUUACUUGCCCCUGUUUGUAUGCAAGUUAUGCUGUGUCAAUUUGUAAACGUUAUCGACUUUGUAAUCUCAUUCCAGUCUCAAUGUGAAAGACUGAAGUGAUAUACAUCAUCUGUUAUUAUUUUACAAAUAAAGAGUAAAUAUCGGUAAUGGGUAAUGUCGUUAAAUGCCUAAUGAUUAAAAAAUUGAUUUUUAA
Molecule: messenger RNA, 3564 nt
Organism: Melitaea cinxia (Glanville fritillary)
Lineage: Eukaryota; Metazoa; Arthropoda; Insecta; Lepidoptera; Nymphalidae
Product: long-chain fatty acid transport protein 4-like
Exons: 12
Coding region: 42-1994 (650 amino acids)
Biological process (GO): triglyceride homeostasis
Cellular component (GO): endoplasmic reticulum
Molecular function (GO): long-chain fatty acid transmembrane transporter activity; long-chain fatty acid-CoA ligase activity
Source: RefSeq, a predicted model, not a curated record